This is a messenger RNA of Amborella trichopoda, 3323 nucleotides long. It is a transcript of the gene AAT1, whose product is annotated as amino acid transporter 1. Lineage: Eukaryota; Viridiplantae; Streptophyta; Magnoliopsida; Amborellales; Amborellaceae. Gene Ontology annotation, cellular component: plasma membrane. Gene Ontology annotation, biological process: transmembrane transport; amino acid transport. Gene Ontology annotation, molecular function: L-glutamate transmembrane transporter activity; L-lysine transmembrane transporter activity. The record is from RefSeq and is a predicted model, not a curated record.
AGAAUUUUACUGGAUGUUCAUAAUUAAUGAGCCAGUUGAAAGUUCAAAUGGUAACAAAAAAUGGCAAGUUUGGCUGCCCAUGACCCUCUUUGAGGGCCUCUUAAGUCAAGAACGGGUGGUUCAUUGUCUUCAAAAGUCUGCUCAUAUCAAAGUUUCCAGAUAUUUAGUUCAAAGCUUGUUCCAUAGGGACCAGACUGUGCACUUGCUCCCUCGGGAAGAGACCUAGGAGUAGGGGUACUUUCUUGAUCUGUUAGGUUGGAAUCCACUUUAGAAUCACCAGUUGAGGAUUUUAAAAAAAAAAUUAAAAAAAAAAAAUUAAAUUUUUGAGUUUCUACCACAGAUUUGACCUCCCAAAUAUCAUACUGUUUCUGUUCAAUCAUAGGGCACUAUUUUUUUCAGGGGCACGUUCAUUUAAGCAUUGUUAUUUUUUAUUAUUUUAUAUUACAGAUUUGACUUCCCAAAUAUCAUACCGUUUCUGUCCAAUCAUAAGGCACUAUUUUUCAGGGGCGCUUGCAUUUAAGCAUUGUUAUUUCUUACUAUUUUAUAUUUGUGUUAUUCUAUUGGUUGACGAGGUUACGUCCCAAAAAAAUAAAAGAUAAAAAAAAUAUUGCCCUUAAAGUACUUCAAGAUAUCUUUUAUACGCUGGAGCAUAUACCUGCGAGAGCAUAAUCUUUUGUCGGAUUUAUAUAGGAGUUGUCGAAAAGGAACACUUCAACCGUUUUUUAUGAGGAGUGAUUUCAUGUAUGUAGGUUUUAAUUUUGAGCUACCACCGUCCUCUGCAAUCGGAACUUUUGAGUUCCAUUGUUUUAAGGAAAAGAAAAAGAUGUGGAAGCUAAAAGUCCUUGGCUACUUUUAGCUUCGGACUCACCAAGGGUGGGUCUAGGCUGGAGUCCCCCCCAGGUCUCACACUGGUGAGUCCUGAGGCAGACCAAGAAAUUUCAACAAGAUACUAAAAAACUGGGAGACUAGGGCCUGGUUUUUCAGACCAGGUAUCUCCAGCCCUCCGAACUGGUCCGACUUGGGCGAAUCCUGAGUUGAACAUGCAAUUGCUUAAUUGCUGCUGCAGGCCAAACUAGAAGCAACUCAUCCUAACCCACUUUCUCUCUACCUCUCUUUCUUCUCAUAAGAGUAGAGAAUAUGGGGGAAGUCGGCGACCGUCCGCAAGUGUUGAGAAGGAGGGGCUGCACUUGCACUAAAGAAGACUUUUUACCCGAAGAGUCGUUCAAAAGUUGGGGUAAUUACACAAGGUCCUUGAGUGAAAUGUGGCCGAGGCUCAAAGAUCGGAUCUUGACUCGAUCUCUUGAUGAGACUGAACUCAAUGAGAUUCGAGCUCGAAGUCACAACGAAAUGAAAAAGAACUUGAAAUGGUGGGAUCUCAUGUGGUUUGGCAUUGGAGCUGUGAUAGGAGCUGGUAUAUUCGUGCUUACGGGUCGCGAGGCCAAGCAAGGGGCUGGACCAGCUGUUGUCCUCUCCUAUGUUGUUUCCGGAAUUUCAGCCAUGCUUGCUGUGUUUUGCUACACUGAAUUUGCAGUUGAAAUCCCUGUAGCAGGGGGCUCCUUUGCGUACCUCCGCGUUGAGCUGGGCGAUUUCAUGGCCUUCAUCGCUGCUGGCAACAUCCUCUUGGAGUAUGUAAUCGGCGGUGCUGCUGUUGCCCGUGCGUGGACCUCCUACUUUGCCACACUCCUCAACCACCAUCCCGAUGACUUUCGUAUCAUCACGAACCUUGCUCCGGACUACAAUAAGCUAGACCCCAUCGCCGUAGUUGUGCUCAUAAUCGUCUGUAUCGUUGCAGUCCUCAGCACCAAGGGCACCUCACGGUUCAAUUACAUUGCGUCCAUAAUCCAUAUUGCUGUGAUCGUCUUCAUCAUAAUUGCUGGUCUUACCCAUGCAGACACCAAAAAUUACACUAAUUUUAUUCCGUUUGGGUCCCGAGGAGUCUUCAAGGCGUCGGCUGUUUUGUUCUUCGCAUAUGUCGGAUUUGAUGCAGUGUCCACUAUGGCAGAGGAAACCAAGGAUCCAGGUCGAGACAUCCCAAUAGGGUUAGUGGGUUCUAUGGCUAUAACUACCCUAGCAUAUUGUCUGUUGGCUGUGACUCUAUGUCUGAUGCAGCCAUAUGCUGAGAUCGAUAAGGACGCCCCCUUCUCUGUCGCCUUUCAGGCAGUUGGCAUGGGUUGGGCUAAGUACAUUGUGGCCUUCGGGGCGCUAAAGGGCAUGACCACUGUGCUCCUAGUUGGUGCGGUGGGCCAGGCUAGGUACCUGACCCACAUUGCCCGCACCCACAUGGUCCCACCUUGGCUUGCAUUGGUCCACCCAAAGACUGGAACACCUAGCAACGCGACUGCCGUCAUGCUUGGUGCCACCGCAGUGAUCGCAUUCUUCACUGACCUCGACAUCCUGUCCAGCCUCCUAUCGAUCUCCACCCUCUUCAUAUUCUCUCUUGUCGGAGUAGCCCUCAUAGUUCGCCGACAUUAUGUCUCUGGAGAAACAACUCUCUCUAACUGGGCCAAGCUCGUUGCAUUCAUAGUCCUUAUAAUUGGUUCCUCUAUUGCAACUGCAGUAUACUGGGCUCUAGGAGGAGAUGGUUGGAUAGGAUUCGUGAUCACCGUUCCAUUAUGGUUCCUAUCAACCUGCGGUCUGUGGCUUACAGUACCAAAAGCCCGAGAGCCCAAGAUCUGGGGUGUCCCUCUCGUGCCUUGGCUCCCUUCAGCAUCAAUCGCUAUCAACAUAUUCUUGUUGGGAUCAAUCGACGCCCACUCAUUUAUGAGGUUCGGGCUUUGGACCGCUGUGAUUCUCGUGUACUAUUUCUUCUUUGGCCUUCAUGCUUCUUAUGACACUGCAAAGGAGGCCGACCAGGCCAGAUUGGGCCUGAAACUUGAGGGUGGGCUCAAAAGCCCCAACAAUGGGGUUUCAGGUUAGAUAAAGCACAGUUGUUUGGCCUAGGCUUGGGCUUGGGUCCGGCCUGGCUUGGCAGCCGGUCCACUCCUUAAUGGAAAGGGGGACCCAUUAUUCAAAUGGCGGACAGUUAUAAUGUUAAAACUUUUAUGUCUUUCUUCUUCUUCUCGGUUUUUUCAGGGUGGGGAAUUAGGAUCCUGUAAAAUUUGGCGAUUACUAUGAAAAGUUGAACAUUGUGACCCACUAUUGCUAUAGUAUUGGGUUCUAAUCUUAAUUAUCCACCAGUGUUAAGUGUUUAUGUAUGAAUAAAUGUUUCACAUAGUAAUGUAUGCAUGGUUUAGACUUUAGAGAGGGUCUCAAAUUUAUAUUCAGAGACAGUCUUUGUACAUUGUAUCCAAUGCCAACAUCAUCAUAUGUGCUCUUCUCUGUCA